Messenger RNA from Pyrus x bretschneideri (Chinese white pear), 3123 nucleotides. RefSeq names its product cellulose synthase A catalytic subunit 7 [UDP-forming]. Gene Ontology annotation, molecular function: cellulose synthase (UDP-forming) activity. Gene Ontology annotation, biological process: cellulose biosynthetic process; plant-type primary cell wall biogenesis. Lineage: Eukaryota; Viridiplantae; Streptophyta; Magnoliopsida; Rosales; Rosaceae. Gene Ontology annotation, cellular component: plasma membrane; trans-Golgi network. The record is from RefSeq and is a predicted model, not a curated record.
AUGGAAGCCAGCGCCGGACUUGUUGCAGGGUCUCACAACCGCAAUGAACUCGUCGUCAUUCAUGGCCAUGAAGAGCACAAGCCAUCGAGGAACUUGGACGUACAGGUGUGCGAGAUAUGCGGCGAUGGCGUGGGGUUGACGGUGGACGGAAACUUGUUCGUGGCGUGCAACGAUUGUGGCUUCCCAGUGUGCAGGCCUUGCUACGAGUACGAGCGGAGGGAAGGCACCCAGAACUGCCCUCAGUGCAAAACCAGAUACAAGCGUCUCAAAGGCAGCCCCCGAAUCGAAGGAGACGACGACGAAGAGGACAUUGAUGACAUUGAACACGAAUUCAACAUUAAUCACGAUCCGGAAGAUGAUUACGAUCAGAUUAACGGCAACAACGCCACCAGAUCGCCCUAUUAUAAGACUAACAAUAAGCAGCUGGCUGAAGCCAGGCUCCGUGGAACGAAGAGCUAUGGAAGAGGCCCCGAUGAUCCUGAUCGGGAGUCACAUUUCCCACCCGUAAUCGCCGGAGUCAGAUCCCACCCGCUCUCUCAAGAUAUUAUGGUCAUGCAUCAAGAUUAUUUAUUACUGUCUUUAACUCGUGUGCAUAUUUGCGUUCUUAAUUUCGUGCAGGUAAUGCAGCAGGGCAACCUUGGCGGCAGUGAUCAACCUGAUGGCUUGAAUGAUGCCGACAUGGCCAUGAUAGAUGGAGCUAGGCAGCCACUCUCAAGGAAAGUACCAAUUGCGUUGGGCAAGAUCAACCCUUAUCGGAUGAUCAUUGUGGCUCGGCUUUUCAUUUUGGCCUUGUUUCUUCGAUACAGGCUUUUGAAUCCGGUCAAUGACGCAUUUGGUCUCUGGUUAGUGUCUGUCAUGUGUGAAAUAUGGUUUGCACUUUCAUGGAUCCUUGAUCAGUUCCCAAAGUGGUACCCCAUUGAUCGUAAGACCUACCUCGAUCGUCUUUCCCUCAGAUAUGAGAGGGAGGGUGAACCGAACAUGCUCUGCCCGGUAGAUGUGUUUGUGAGUACUGUGGAUCCCAUGAAGGAACCUCCACUUAAUACCGCCAACACAGUUCUUUCAAUCUUGUCCAUGGACUACCCUGUUGACAAGAUCUCAUGCUACAUCUCUGAUGAUGGAGCUUCCAUGCUCACCUUCGAAGCCUUAUCAGAAACUGCUGAAUUUGCGCGCAAAUGGGUACCUUUCUGCAAGAAAUUCUCUAUUGAGCCUCGAGCCCCUGAGUUCUACUUCUGUGAGAAGAUUGAUUAUCUCAAGGACAAGGCCCAGCCAACAUUUGUUGAGGAGCGUCGAGCUAUGAAGAGAGAGUAUGAGGAAUUCAAGGUUAGGAUAAACGCGCUUGUUGCGAAAUCCACAAAGGUUCCGCCAGAAGGGUGGAUUAUGCAAGAUGGGACACCGUGGCCGGGAAACAACACUCAGGAUCACCCUGGCUUGAUCCAAGUCUUUCUUGGUCACAGCGGAGGCCUUGAUACCGAAGGGAAUGAGCUUCCUCGUCUUGUCUACGUGUCUCGUGAGAAGAGGCCUGGUUUUCAACAUCAUAAGAAGGCCGGUGCCAUGAAUGCCCUGGUUCGUGUCUCGGGAGUACUUACAAAUGCUCCUUUCCUACUCAACUUGGAUUGUGAUCAUUAUGUAAACAACAGCAAGGCUGCAAGAGAGGCCAUGUGUUUCUUGAUGGACCCCCAAAUUGGAAGGAAGGUUUGCUAUGUCCAGUUCCCUCAAAGAUUUGACGGCAUUGACAGAAAUGAUCGUUACGCGAACAGAAAUAGAGUCUUUUUCGAUAUUAACAUGAAAGGUCUGGAUGGAAUUCAAGGUCCUGUGUGUGUGGGCACAGGAUGUGUGUUCAGAAGGCAAGCUUUAUAUGGCUAUGAUCCUCCGAAGGGUCCUAAGCGCCCGAAGAUGGCAAGCUGUGACUGCUUCCCGUGUUUUGGACGCCGCAAGAAUCUUCCAAAGUACUCCAAGCAUGAUGCAAAUGGAGAUGCUCCAAAUCUACAAGGAAUGCAUGGUGACAAAAAGCUACUGAUGUCCCAAAUGAAUUUUGAAAAGAAAUUCGGAGAGUCUGCAAUUUUCGUGACUUCAACAAUGAUGGAACAAGGCGGUGUCCCUUCUUCCUCAAGCCCAGCAGCGUUGCUUAAGGAAGCCAUUCUAGUGAUCAGUUGCGGUUAUGAAGACAAUACUGAAUGGGGUUUAGAGCUAGGUUGGAUUUACGGAUCUGUCACAGAGGACAUCCUAACGGGUUUCAAGAUGCAUUGCCGUGGUUGGAGGUCAAUUUACUGUAUGCCAGAUAGACCUGCAUUCAAGGGUACAGCUCCCAUCAACUUGUCAGAUCGGCUCAACCAGGUUCUUCGUUGGGCACUUGGUUCCAUUGAGAUCUUUUUCAGUCGCCACAGUCCACUCUGGUAUGGCUACAAGGGAGGGAAGCUCAAGUGGCUCGAGCGAUUUGCUUAUGUCAACACUACUGUCUACCCUUUCACCUCCCUUCCUCUUCUUGCCUAUUGUAUCCUCCCCGCCGUCUGCUUGCUCACUGAUAAAUUCAUCAUGCCAGAGAUAAGCACUUUUGCAAGCCUCAACGUCAUCGCGCUGUUUCUCUCAAUCUUUGGAACUGGCAUUCUUGAGCUGAGAUGGAGCGGAGUGAGCAUGGAAGAAUGGUGGAGAAACGAGCAGUUCUGGGUGAUUGGUGGUGUCUCAGCUUACCUCUUCGCUGUUGUGCAAGGUCUUCUCAAGGUUUUAGCCGGCAUUGACACCAACUUCACAGUCACAGCCAAGUCCCCAGAUGAUGAGGAUUUUGGAGAAUUAUACGCGUUGAAAUGGACAACCCUCCUCAUCCCUCCAACCACAAUCUUAGUCAUCAACCUUAUUGGAGUCGUUGCUGGGAUUUCAGACGCCAUAAACAACGGGAACCAAUCUAUGGGGCCUCUGCUUGGGAAGCUCUUCUUUGCUUUUUGGGUGAUUGUUCAUCUCUAUCCCUUCCUUAAAGGUCUUAUGGGGAGGCAGAACCGGACGCCAACCAUUGUCAUCAUUUGGUCAAUUCUCCUGGCUUCCAUCUUCUCGUUACUCUGGAUCCGAAUUGAUCCAUUUGUGUUGCAAACCAAGGGACCUGACACGAAACAGUGCGGAAUCAAUUGCUGA